UUAUCCUCACGUGUAAGUUAUUGCUCAUAUGAGGGUUGAUUCCUCAUUGAGAUAUUUAAUGGUGUUAUGUGUCCUAGACCGAUGACUCAGUCGGGGCGUCCCGUCACAGGGUUUGUGAGGCCCAGCACACUGUCUGGUAGACCAGAAACUAUGGAGCAGGCCAUCAGAACCCCGCGAACAGCUCGUCCUGUCACCAGUGCUUCCGGCAGAUUUGUCCGGUUGGGAACGGCCUCCAUGCUAACAAAUCCGGAUGGACCUUUCAUUAACCUUUCUAGGUUAAACUUGGCAAAGUAUGGCAAGAGACCGAACUUGUCCAAGACCUUGUUUGAAUACAUCUUCCAUCUUGAAAAUGAUGUAAAAAAUGCGUUAGAUCUGGCUGCUCUUGCCACUGAACAUGCUCAGUUCAAAGACUGGUGGUGGAAAGUACAACUGGGAAAAUGCUAUUACAG
Messenger RNA from Sinocyclocheilus grahami, 449 nucleotides. Its product is annotated as tetratricopeptide repeat protein 8-like. NCBI's taxonomy places the organism in Eukaryota, Metazoa, Chordata, Actinopteri, Cypriniformes, Cyprinidae. The record is from RefSeq and is a predicted model, not a curated record. Gene Ontology annotation, cellular component: ciliary basal body; non-motile cilium; BBSome. The annotation marks the transcript as partial. Gene Ontology annotation, biological process: non-motile cilium assembly. The transcript has 4 exons.